AUGGAUAAUGGCGCUGGAGUCACGAAGAGGAUGGGAAGGCUGAGUUUGGAGCCCACUGGGGACUCCCCUGAGGUUGUGUUGUCUGUGAAGAGCCACGCAACGAGCAACGAGGUGAUAAGCUUGGAGGACACGCCUGACAACGGCUACUUGCAGUUCUCAAGAGCGAAGCCCAAGAGGAUAAUGGUUCUGGACUUUAGUUCAGGAGAGGAAGAUUUCGAGGAAGAGGAUGAUAACAGUGACGGGGAUGGCCACACGGCUAGCCCAAGGGCCACAAGAGAUGUUGGAACAGAGUUUGAAGAGGAGGUGAUCGUGAUCAGCAGUGGUGACAGCUCGCCCCGCUCCUCCCCAAGCUCUUGUCCCAGUCCAAUUGAGUGGGAUGGGGCAAAAGGAGAACAGCAUGAGCAGAGGCACCCCCCUGGGCAGCGCCUUGGAUCCUUGUUUGAUCAGUUAGCUGCAGGCCAGACACCGAUCGCCCCGCAGCCCUAUGUGGGGGACUUUGCAUACCCGUCGACCUCAUCCCGCGGCACAGGCGGCAGCGAUGGGUGCGUGGCCCAGAUCAUCAUGUCAGCAGGACCAGGCACGGGACGGAAGGGGGGCCUUGCGGAGCCAGAAACGCCUGCACUGCAUCCUGUUCCAUUCAACGUGCAUGACAAUCCCCUACCUCCAUCCAGGACAGGAAAGCGCUUGGUCGUGAGGGAGGUGACGAUCGGAGGCAGCGACUCUGAUGGCGAACCACACACUACGGUGCAGACAUUUUUGAGGGACAGGUCGCCUUGCCAGACGCCAGCCACCACCUUGCGGACCCCUUUCACCCCUCACACAAACACAACCAGGAAGGCCACUGCCACAACUGGCAAAAAGGGUGGCACAGCAUUCAAGCGUGAGAAGGAAGUUGCCACAGUGAGCCUCUUCAAGGAGUUGAAUGCAGCAGCUUUUGGCAAUCAGUUGCCUGCUGACCUGAAAAUAACAUGGAAUGGACGAAUGCUUACUACUGCAGGGAGGACGCAUUUCAAGCUGCGCCGUCUGCGUGUCCCAGGUGGUGACGACGAAGUCAAGCACAUUGCCACAAUCGAGCUAUCAUCGAAAGUGCUGGACUCCUAUGAACGCUUGCGGAAGACCCUUGCACAUGAGAUGUGUCAUGCUGCAGCUUGGGUUAUUGAUCAUGUUGCGCAGCCUCCACACGGCAGGACAUUCUACAAGUGGGGGGAGAGGGUGCAAAGGAAAUACCCAGACCUGGAGAUCACGCGAUGCCACACUUACAGCAUACACAAGGCCUUUCAGUGGCAAUGCACACAGUGUGGGGUGCAAUACAAAAGGCACUCCAAAUCGAUAAAGGAAGACAAGCAGGUGUGCGGUGUCUGCAAAGGCAGGCUACAGUAUCUAGGGAAGUUUAGCCCCCAUGGAAGCGUCAAGACACCCCGUGCCCCAAACGGUUUCAGUGCCUUUAUGAAGGACAACUACGCUGCCACGAAGGCGGCCACGCCUGCUGGCACCCAACAUGCAUCCAUAAUGAAGCUCCUGUCUGAAAAGUGGAAGGAAAAGAAGGGUGAAUGA
Molecule: messenger RNA, 1554 nt
Organism: Ostreobium quekettii
Lineage: Eukaryota; Viridiplantae; Chlorophyta; Ulvophyceae; Bryopsidales; Ostreobiaceae
Source: the annotation of a GenBank genome assembly